AUGCAUGACCCAAGCUUCCCAAAUUUAAAUAAAAAAAGAGCUGCAGCCAGGUCAAUUACUGCUACCAAUAGAAGGAAUUCAAAGAAAUCGAACAGCAUAUUCCUCAAUUUAAACGAAAUUUCAGCAGAAAUUGUAAACACUGACCCAUCUAUAGAGAUGAGUCCAGUUGCGUUUUCAAGUUCUCCAUAUAAAAAAUAUUCUGAAUUAUUUUGUAAUUCAGAGCUUACCAGACUUGAUAAGGAUCUUGAUAAGUUCGAAAUUGAUUUACUCCAGUGAUCAUAUUGAGGAAAAAUUAUUCUUUUGGGCCAAUAAGUAAAAUAUAUUAUUUUCGAAAAAAUGAGGGGAGUUAGAAAGUUUUAAAGCAGCUGAUAUUAGGGAUUUUAAGCUGAUCAGUCAAGUUUUUGAGAAAUAUCAGGAGUAUAUGGAAAAUCUUGCAAUUUGUGCUAAACAAAAAGAUAAUACGCUUGGAAAUUGUAUUAUAAGAGGAGUUAUUGGUUAUAAAAAAGCAUAUCAUAAUAUCAAAAAACAUUUAUGCCUUACUCCCCCCCCCCCCUCCGUGAGCGAACAAAAAAAUUUUGUUCGCUCACGGAGGGGGGGUUAAUUUUUUUUUUUUAAAAAAAAUUUAUAUAUAAAUUUUAUAAAAAAUAUUUUUUUUUCGAAAUUAAAAAAAUCCUAAUUUGCAAAAAUUGGGAAGCAAAUAUUAAUUUAAUUUUGCAAAAUUUAUGUUUAAAACGCAAUUUGUUUAAAAUUAAACAGAAUUAGCUCUAGAUUUCAUUAUACUAAUUAUCACUUAUAUAUCAAAAAUUUUUUUCCAUUAAAAUUUUUUCUAUUAAAAAAAUUUUUGUUCACUCACGGAGGGUGGGUUUUUGGUCAAAAAAUGGCGAUUUUUCUAAUGGUUUUGUUCGCUCACGGAGGGGGGGGGGGGAGUUAGCACAUUGUAUGUCUUUAAUCUUCACAUUAUUUUUCUCAAGGUUUUUUAACAAAUAAAAAAAUAUAAAAAAUAUCGAGUCUUUUAAAAAAUCAGAGAAGCAUAACUCCAAAGAAGACUGAACCCAAACAGGAGCUUUACCGCUGAAAAUAAUCGAAAAAACAAAUGGAGGAGAAACCCCUGACCUCAAUUUUCUCAAAGAACUAGGCGAAAAACUGCAAAACCUCAAAUUCACCACAAUCACAAGCCAGCUGUGAGACCUCUAUGACUCAUUAUGCCAAAUGCAUACUGAUGUCCCAAGCCCCAUAGAAACCCCUGAUUUUAUGAAAUUUGACGCCCAAGAAAAAGCUAAAGAGCUUGAAAUCGGAGUUGCAAAUUUAAAAAAUGAUUUAAAAAUUAAAUUUGAGAAUGAAAGGAUUAAAAAAGAAAUUGAAGUCGCAGAAAAAGAAUGCCAAGCUGAUUAUAUUGGAUUAGAGCAUAGAAAAGGAUCGAUUUUAGAAGGUAUGCUGGAGAAAAAAGAAUUAGAAUUUCUCAAAAUUAAGCGCAAGCACGAUUUUCUCCUUGAAGACAAAAAAAAGCUUGAAGAACAAAUAAAGCUUAAAGACUCCAAAAUCCAAGAACUGACUGAAGCUCUCGGCCUUAAUGAAAUUGUUGUUCUAAAAGUAAAAAUAACUGAAAUUUCCAAUGAAUUGAGAUCAGAAAAAAUCAUAAAUGAAAUAGCCAAAGAAAAACUCGACAAAAAUAAAAUAGUCAUAAGCAAUUUAAAAAAAGAAAAUGAGGGCUUAAAGAUCAAACUUAUAGGGAAGAGAAAUAAAAUUCAGCGAAUAAAAGAGGAUUAUUUCCAAAAAAGUGUGCUAUGGAGGAUCGCUGAAGAAAAAAAUAAGCAAAUUGAAGAUGCAUGGUAUCAACUUAAUGGGAAAAAAUUCGUAUAUAUUGGAAUUGAUAGCGAUGAAAUUAUUAAAAAAUAUGGCCUUGAAAAAGCUAGGGAAAGCGAUGAAGAAAGGAUCGAAGGGUCAAUUGUGAAUUUUAAUGAGAAAAAAGGAAGUAGAAAUGGAUCUUAUUCUCAUCAAAAGGCAAUGACGAAUAGGAGCAGAGGAAGAUCGACUUAUUUGGAUGAAAAUUUAGAGGAAAAUGAUGAUCCUAAAAGGAUUAGAAUGAGGCAGGCAUCUAAAAAUGAAAAAUUGUCAAAAAAUUAUGAAAAAGAUGAUAUGAAUAGAAGUUUGGACGAAAAAAAUAGUUUGCUUCAUGGCCAUAGGACAGGAGAUUGUGGGGAAAUAUCAAAAAAAUUUUCAACUGAAUUAGAGAGAUUGAAUGAGCUUUUAGAAAAAGCGGAAAAAGCAUUAGUAAUUACACUAGAUAAGGAGCAGAUGAUUUUAUUUCAAAAAUAUAAAGAUCUGCUGGGGUUAAAAGACAGUCAUUACGAUAGCUUCAGCGAAAACCUGAAAGCCAUACUAAUUCAUGAAUCACAGAAUUUUGAUAGCUUGCCUCAUGUUGGCAAAAGUAAAAAUCCUUCUACUUUAAAAUAAUUAAUAUGGUGGCGGCGACGAAAUAUGCCUUUGACGAUACACCACUUUGAUGCUAAAUGGUUUUAUAGCUUAAUCCAAGGCCAAGACUUUAUCCCUAAUCCUUAGCUUGCCAAGAGUGGCCGUAUAGAGCGGCAGCCUUGGGAGUCAGUUGGUACCAAUUCCGUUCCAGGCAUUAGCUAUAAGGGAGGUUUUGGACUACAGAUUCUUUUUUCCUGGGUGUCUACUUAGCAAACAGGGUCUAGUUGUUGCAAGCGCGCGGAGGCUUCAAAUCUGGAAGAUCUUAAGCCCGUUAUCUUUAAUCUUAAUCUUCUACGUUAAAAAGCAAAUUAAAGAAAACUUUUUUGACUUCUGAAAACCUAAAUAAAACUUUGCCACAUCCUCCCAAAAUUAACUUACUCUCCCCCUCCGUGAGUGAACAAAACCAUUAGAAAAAUCGCUAUUUUUUGCCCAAAAACCCAUCCUCCGUGAGUGAACAAAAAAUUUUUUUAAUAGAAAAAUUUUUUAUGGAAAAAAAUUUUGAUAUAUAAAUGAUAAUUAGUAUAAUGAAAUCUAGAGCUAAAUUCUAUUUAAUUUUGAACGAAUUGCUUUUUAAAAUAUAAAUUUUAUAAAUUAAAUUAAUAUUUGCUUUCAAAUUUUGAAAAAAAAAAUUUUUUAUAAAAUUUAUAUAUAAAUUUUUUAAAAAAAAAAAAUUAAGUCCGUGAGUGAACAAAACUUUUUUGUUCACUCACGGAGGGGGGGGAGGGAGUUAGAAGAAAUUCUUGAAGAAGAGAAAGAAGGGAAAAUUCCUUCUUGCUUAGUAUCAAUUUUUAAUAAUAAUGCAGAAUACCAAGCUCUUUCCCCCACCUCUAGAAAGUUAAUAAACCAGUGCAUGAAAGACCACGACUAUAAAAAAUGUGGCCCAGACUGUGAGCACUUAAAAAGAGCUAUGGCAAUAAAAAUAAAAAUUAUUGGAAAAUUGUAUCCUUUAAAAAGGAUGACCAUUGAUUUUGAUUAG
This is a messenger RNA of Blepharisma stoltei, 3448 nucleotides long. NCBI's taxonomy places the organism in Eukaryota, Ciliophora, Heterotrichea, Heterotrichida, Blepharismidae. The record is from the annotation of a GenBank genome assembly.